Solanum lycopersicum (tomato) is the source of this 552-nucleotide messenger RNA. RefSeq lists its product as uncharacterized. NCBI's taxonomy places the organism in Eukaryota, Viridiplantae, Streptophyta, Magnoliopsida, Solanales, Solanaceae. The record is from RefSeq and is a predicted model, not a curated record.
AUGCCGCCAAGUGAUUGUGAACAGUCUCACUCUGCUAUCAUUGAUGUAGUGAUUUUCAUUGCCGUGGUUGGUGCUUCUGGGGUUUUGUUGUAUCCUUACAUAAAUCUUGUGGUGCAUAUACUGAUUGAAUUUUUCGAAGAAGUUUCUGAUGUGGUGAAAGAGGAAUUUUUGCGCGCUCCGAUGGUGUUUAUCUGUCUAGGGCUUAGCAUUUUUUUUGCUGUGAUUGCUCUUUUGGCAGUGACUAUUUGUACAACAGGGAGAGGAUGUGGGAGACCAGGUUGUCGUCGGCUUAAGAAAGCUGCUGAAUUUGAUAUACAGCUAGAGACAGAAGACAGUCUUAAGAAGUCAAAUUUGACUCCUCCUAAAAUUGGAGGAGUUAAAAAGGGGAUAUUCAAGUUACCUAGAGAUUACCAUCAAGAAUUGGAAGGUGAGCUUAAGAGAAUGGCUCCGCCUAAUGGUAGAGCCAUUCUUGUGUAUCGAGGCAGAUGUGGUUGCUCUAUAGGUACAAUGGAAAUUCCUGGACCAAGGAAGACUGGAAAGUUUAAGAAAUAA